AUGAAUGCCACUGAUAGAACUGUGCUUAAAGCUACCGCCAUGUCAAUAGAUAAUCCUAAGCACAGCACCGAGCUUUACCAAGCCAGUCUGGAUAUCGAACCUGCCUGUGCUAUAGAUGGUAAAGCAAUCAGCCACGGGCUCUCUUUCGCCACGGGUGGUGGCGAAGGGUUAGUGCCGGCUCAGGAAAUCACGUCCUUGUUAGACGGCAUCAGGGACUUUUUCGACACGAAGGAUAACUGCGAUGAGACUUUUCUGUUCGCAUAUAAUAAGAAUAUCGCGGCUAGUCUUCAUAUUGGAGCUGGUUUAGGUGAUCCCUUCACAGAUCCUAAGCCUGAGCCCCUAAACAGAACCCUGACGGGUCUUGCGCCGUCCAUCUUAUCACCGCAACUGAUACAUAACUCUGGUCCACCCGCGGUGUUCUCCCGUAUCGGUUACUACGAAUCAUGGAAUAUGGAGCGCGAAUGUCUCUGGCUCAGCGCAAAGAACGCAAAUACUGAUGGAACGUACACGUAUAUCCACUGGCCAUUUGCUAAGAUUGAUCCAGCGACCUGGUCUGUGGUGAUCAAGGAUCCGCAUGGUCAAUGGUCCGCUUUCAAGGCUUUGCCUAAUGUGAAGAAGAACGUCUCCUUCGGUGGCUAG
Molecule: messenger RNA, 639 nt
Organism: Parascedosporium putredinis
Lineage: Eukaryota; Fungi; Ascomycota; Sordariomycetes; Microascales; Microascaceae
Source: the annotation of a GenBank genome assembly